AUGAGCGGCUUCUACUUGGAGGGGCCCGCCCCGCCGGCGAAGAGCGGGACCGGUGAGGGCGGUGGCGGUGGCAACUGGAACCUGCCGCCCGCCCGAUACGCACUCCCCCUGGGAGAGAUCGUGGUGGGGAGAGACUCGGUGCGGGACGCGAGCCCGGCUAACUGCAACAAGCUCAGGAUUGGCAUCGACAAGCGGGAAGAGGUUUGCCCGCUGGAAGGGCGGUUGCAAGUCACGCACAAGCAGGGCGCCAUCAACGGCAUCCGCAUCAUCAGGUGGAAGGGCUCGCCGGGGCUGACGUCGGCCCAACGGGCGGAGCUGCGGAUCGGCGCGCCGGGGGCGGCGAGGAGUCUGCGAGCAGGGGAGAUGCUCCAGGGCGGUCAGCAGUCCUUCCUUUACCCGGGCGACACUCUCCAGCUCGACGGUUUCCGAGUCCCGUCCUCGUCCAACUGCUCCUUCCUCCUGCACCCGCUUCCCGCGGGCUGGUCGGCGCCUCCGGCCAGGAGCGGCAGCAUCAACUCCCAGUCGGGGGCGGCAUCGCCUAGGUCGACGACGACGACCGCCCCAACCUCCGUUUCCAAGAAAGCCGGCGGCGCCAGCAGUGCCGGUGUUGCCAGGGACAACUCGCGCGCGGCAGCAGCGAAGGAGGCGCGAGGGGUUUCAAAUACUCAAGGGAAGAAAAACAACAAGAAGGGAUCGCCGACCCCUGUCGCCCGCCGAGCAGCGACGGCGGCGACAACUUCGAAGAGCGGCGCCGCUGCUACUGCUGCUAGCUCUCGGGCGGGGGGAGCGCCGAGCACGCCCACACCAAGCCCGCUGCUGCAGCAGCAGCCGCCGCCGCCGCCGCGGCCAAGGGCCGGCUCCGCGGGAAAGCCACGCGCCGCCGCGGCCUCAGGAGGAGGAGGAGGAGGAGGAGGAGGGAAGUCUCCGGCUGUUUCCUCGGCGCCGAGCGCCGUCCGCGUGCCCCUCGCUGCCGGCGCUGCCGGCGGGAGGGCGCGGGGAGCUUCUUCUUUGCCUUCCUCCCCGGGGGUGGUCGAUGAAGCUACCGUCAAGAAGAAGCUCGCGAUGUCUGUUUCGGCCGCACACCGCAGUGGCAGCACCGGCGGCGGUGCGUCUACCCGGGGGUCGACGGCGCGGGUGGUGACACCACUCUCGACGGCCGGGAGGCUGCUGGACUCCCACACCUCCCCGGCGAAAACGCCGCCGCCUUCUUCGGGAGUGAAGACGAAGAGGCCGCAUGCGGCCGCAACGGCGGUGGCGGCCGUGCCCCCCCCUCCGCGCGGAGAAGCGGGCUCGCACACGCCGACCCGGUCGCCCGGUCGCGUGGACGAAGUCAGUAACGCGUCCGCUGGGUCGUCCAAGAGGCUGAAGCGUUGCGGCGGUGCGGACGGUGGUGUCAGCGGUGGCACCUCGGCGUCGUCCGCUGUCGGACGAAGGACAGGUGGCGGUGGUAGUGGUGGUGAAGGUAGCGGCGGCAGCAGCAGCGCCGCCGCCGCUUGCCCGGCCGCGACGGUCGCGCAGAUCAAGUCUGAACCUACUGCGCCCGCUGCUGCUGCUGCUGCUGCUGCUGCUGCUCCCCCCGCCGCCGAAGCCGCACCGCCACAAGACGCGUCAACCCCCGCCACCGCCGCUCCUGAAUCGCCACGACCGGAUGCCCCGCAGGUGGACAUCACCCCGCGAGACCGGGCGUCGCAAGCCCGCUCCGCUCAAGGCAGCGGGGCUGGAGGUGGUGCCGUGGGAGGAGACUCGUGGAGCAAGGGUGACUUGGUGGUGCUGAAGGCGCGCACGUCGAAGGGGAUGAACAAGCUGGGGGGUGUUGCACGGGUGCUGGAGGUCUUCGAGGAUGGGACCUACUUCGUCAAGCUCAGCUUGGGCGGGAAGCCGACCCGCGUGGGGAGCGACCUCCUGUUCAGCUACACCCCGUCUCCCGAGCCGGCCUUCCGUGGAAGGAGGAGGUCCACCGCUUCCCGCCGUCGAGACACCGCCGAGGGGGGACCCCGCGAAGUGGACCCCAGCAACGGGUGGGUCCCGUCCUCCCCGUCGUCAUGUUCGUCCUCCCCUUCCCCCAAGCGGACGAGGAGCAAGGAUGGAAGUGGCCGCAGCGUCAGCAGCGGCGGCGGCGGCGGCGGCGGCGGCGGUACGGCCAGCAGCGGCUCGCCGUCCCCCAGACGCUCCCUCCUCCGCCGUGGCGUGAAGAAGAACAGCGGCGAUGGCACCGCCGCCGCUAACCCCCCCGCUGCUGCCGGUGCUACUACCGGUGCUAAGGACGACAACGACGACGACGGCAACACCGCCGCGACGACGGCCGCCGCUCGGCCGGGGGACCGCGCGAGGGUGCUCUACGACAACACGGACUGGUACAUGGCUACUGUCGUGGGCGUCCACCGGGGCUCCUCCGUCACCGUCCGCUUCGACGACGGCAGCAAGGCCAGGGUAACGCUAAGCCCGGGCGACGCCGAGAUCUGCGCAGACGAUGCGCUGGCGCCGGCAGCGAGCGAGCCGCCUGCGCCUGCCUCUUCGAGCUCCCGCGGGGGCGGUGGCGGCGGCGGCGGCGGCGGGAGGAGGAGGCCCGGGAGUGGGGUCGCCGUCAAGGGGGUGCGGGCGUUGGGCGCCGGUGGUCGGGUCCUUGGGGAGGGGGAGGGCAAAGCGCUGACAGAGGAGCGGGCGAAGGCCCUUCUCGACACGGCGCCUCAGAAGCUGGUGGGCCUUGUGUACCAGGAGCACCACCGGGGGUACGGCGGCUGGUGGGAGACCGUGGUGACCGAGGUCUCCGAGGAGCGGAUGGGCGAUAGCGGCGGUGCCGGAAGAGACAAGGACGGAGGGGGGAACGCGAUGUGGCCGGAGUCCGUGGUGGUCGGGCAGAUGGACCGCUCCGGGGAGAAGGUUAAGGCCAAAGCCGGUUCCGCCGCCGCGUCCUCCGGAGAAGGCGGCGGCGGCGACGAUGAUGAGCCGGAUUUCGUCUACACCCGGAAGACGAGGUCGCUGCUCUCCCGCCUGCGCACGUGGGACAAGCACCGGGAGGCCGAGUGGGAGGCGACGGCGCUGGAGGCGGACGACGAGGCUGCUGCUGCUGCCGAGCCAAAGGUGGCAGGCUGA
Molecule: messenger RNA, 3093 nt
Organism: Ectocarpus sp. CCAP 1310/34
Lineage: Eukaryota; Phaeophyceae; Ectocarpales; Ectocarpaceae
Source: the annotation of a GenBank genome assembly